Messenger RNA from Acanthosepion pharaonis, 723 nucleotides. Lineage: Eukaryota; Metazoa; Mollusca; Cephalopoda; Sepiida; Sepiidae. The record is from the annotation of a GenBank genome assembly.
AUGGUAGAAUGCUCGCCUGCCACGCGGGCGACCCGGGUUCGAUUCCAGGUCGAUGCAUUGUUUUCUGAAAUUUAUAAAUUGAUUAACAUUCUUUUUCUUUUCUUUUUUUUAAAAAAAAGGAUAAUUUUCUCUCUUCAAGUCCUUCUCCUUUUCCCCUCUCUCUUUUUUUCUUCUCUGUUUCCUUUUUUUUUAUCCUUUUUCAUCACUGAUUUUCACUCUUCUACACAUUUCCACCUCCAACUCUUUCUCUGUCCUCCUACUUCAACCUUCUCCUCCUGCUUAUUUGGACUUCAUGUCUUCCAUUUUUAUUUUCAUGAUACUAUUCUUUUCUUUUUUCUUUUUCUUUCUCCUGUUACUCUUUCUUCUUUCUUCCUCUUCCCUUCACCCCAUCAUCUUCUUCUUAGAAAUUUCCCAUCUCCACCAUUGUGUUCUUCUCCCUCAAUCUUUAACUGUGCUUUCCUACUCUUCUGUUUUCAUAUUUUUCUCUUUUCUUCCUCCUGGUCCCCAUUCAUUCCUCUUCACAUUUCCUUCAUUCUUUCUAUCAGUCUCAUCUUUUUCAUUUUCUUUUUUUUAAGUUUCUCUUCUCUCUUAUUCUUUUUUAACUACACUUUCACAUUUCCCCACAUCUCUCUUCCUUUUUCUUUUAUUUCUUCUUUCCUUUUUUUUACACCAUUCUUCAUUUCUUUCUUUUCAUCUUCUCUUUCCCGUCCACAUUUUCAUUAA